CCUGUGGCUGCCAAGCUCCAUUAAACUAUCGGCAGCCGGGGGGACGCGCCGCACAGCGAAGGCGGGCCGGGCUGUGCGGCUUGACUUUAAAAUACAGAAGUUUUAAAUUUUUUUAUUAUUAUUAUUUUAUAUUUUUUUUUUCCCCUCCCUUCGCAAGGCUUGGCACGGAGCAGGGCGGCCGCUCCGGCCCUGCUCCGCCGCGCUCAGCCUCCCGCCGGCGGGCUGAAGCCGCCGUCCCGCCGCCGCGGGCACCGCCGCUCGGAGGCGGCCCAUGGCUGCCCCGCCGGGCGCCGCGCCCCGCUGAGCUCCGCGGGCACCGGCGGCCAUCGCGCCUCUCCUGUCGCCGGCUCUGCGAGGAAACAGAGCGGCCACCAUGGUCCGGUGCUGGUGGCUCGCCGGGCUGCUCGUAGCCUGCUCAGCCUGCGCGGCCGCGGAGCCGCCGCUGCGCUGGGAGCCGCGGUGCCGGCAGCAGCUGCGCCACCUGCAGGAGGGCGCCGGGAUCGCGGCGCGGCUGCCGCCCCGCCUGGAGGGACGCUGGGUCUCCACCGGGUGUGAGGUGCGGCCAGGACCCGAGUUCCUCACCCGAUCCUACCUCUUCUACGCCAACCGCCUCUUCAAGGCUUACCAGUUCUACUACUGGGACCCCUCCUGCCGCGACCCCUCCUACUCGCUGGUCAUCAAGGGCAAGCUCCGCCUGCGCCAGGCCUCCUGGAUCACGCGCGGGGCCACCGAGGCCGACUACCACCUGCACAAGGUCGGCAUCGUUUUCCACAGCCAGAAAGCCAUGCGGGAGGUGGCCGCCUGGAUCAACCAGACAUCCGGCGAGGGCUGCAGGGGGUUCCUGCCCCCGGGUCGCACCUGGGUUCCCGGAGCCCUCUAUGAACUGCUGAGCGCCAAGACCGAGCGCGACUGCACGGCUGCCUUGGGCUUCGCCAUGCACGAGCUGAGCCUGGUGCGGGUGGAGAGGCGCUACCAGCCCUUGCUGCAGCCGCAGCAGAGCGGCAGCCGGCUGGUGGAGGAGCUGUACCUGGGGGACAUUCACACCCAGUGGGUGGAGAGGCUCCACUACCGACCCACCGGUUACCAGCGGCCUAUGCAGAGCGCUGUGCACCAUGUGCAUCCUUGCCCAGCCUGUGGGAUUAUUUACAGAGCUGAUGAACACCACCCACCCAUCCUGCCCCUCCAAGCUCAGCUGCCAAUGCAGCUCAGUGGCAGCUGGGUGAGCACCCACUGCGAGGUCCGACCUGCCGUGCUUUUCCUUACCAGGUACUUCAUAUUCCAUGGUAGCAACCACACCUGGGAAGGUUAUUACUAUCACUACUCUGACCCACUCUGCAAACAGCCAACUUUCACCAUCUAUGCAUCUGGGCAUUACACCCAAGGAAUCCCCUCUUCCAAAGUGAGGGGUGGGACAGAGCUGGCCUUCAAAGUCACGCAGGCUCGGGUGACGCCAAUGGACCAGCUGACCGUGGUGAUGCUGAACUCCUCAGAACCUGGAAGCUGUGGGCUGACAAGCUCCUGGAGCGCUGGGGUGGAGCAGGAUAUAACACCCACAAAUGGAUGUUUGGCUUUGGGCAUCAAGCUGCCCCACACAGAGUAUGAACUUUUCAAAACAGAGCAAGACACGACAGACCACAGCCUGCUCUACGUUGGCGAGAGGCCCACGGAUGGAUCCAGUCCUGACAGCCCAGACAAGCGACCCACCUCCUAUCAGGCACCUCUGAUUCAGUGUGCUGGGCCACCAGAGGAAUUCUCUAACUAUGUUAGUCUGAAAUACCUGGGGAGAAAGGAUGCUAAUGGGAAUGAAGCACUAAAACCUUUGUCUGUGGCCUUUUUACUGUUUAUAUCAUUUCUGUUUUUAAGAUGGGACUAGUCAUAUAUUCAGGUACAGCACAGAAUGCAGACAGUCUUGGUGCUAGCAUAACCUUAGCCUUCAAAUGAGCACAUCUGGAAUCAGUUUAACGCUGAUUUGGAAACACUUUUAGAAAACACCCAACAAGAGUGAAUGAAGCCAAAGAGAUAUGCCUGGCUACAUCCUGCUUGUCCUGUGGCCUUAUUGCCUCAUCUCCCCCCUUCUUUGCACACAAGUUUAAUGGACUGACAUGGAUGCGCUGCACAUGGCAAGAGACAGCUUGGCUAUAUGGGGGGAAGUGACACCAAUUACAAUUGCUUUGAGCUUUUGACAUUGCUAAGAUUUAAUCAAAAACCUUGAUUCAGAUGUAACUCAAACAUCCAAAGUGCUGGCUGCUGAGUUUCUUUGAGGUUAAGUUCUCUCCCAUCAUAUUCCUUAUUGCUGUUCUUGCAAAUUUAAUCUGCAGUCAGUCAGCAACAGACAAGCAGUCAGCAAGUGCUCUUGAUAAGGGCACUGUUAAUCAUACUUUUCUCAGUUCACAGUUUUUUUCUGCAAUUUCUCUGUGUAUGUACACACACAAAAAUGCAACAUAGUCUUUCACUUCGUAUGUGCCCAAAGUAGCCCUCACAGAGCAUUAGCUCCACAGACUGUCAUGCCUGACCCUGGUCAUUAACAGAAGAUACAGUAAAAAGGAAAAAAGGCUUCUGUGCAUAACGGCUCCAACCUUCAGCAUUACCUAACUGCAGAGUCUGCAUCCUUGCUGCAUUAUUCUGGCUCUCCCAGUGCAGUACUGGCCUGCACUUUGGUACAUCAGCAAUGUCCCCAUGUCACUGCACACCUUGUCCAGGAGGCAAAGGCACUGACAGGCAAUCGUGACUCCCACUCACCCUGCACCAAGGGAAGCAGAAGGUGACUUACAAGCCUUCUCAGGCUGUUUGUUUUCACUGUGUCCUCUCCAACAAGUGUACUGGCAUACCAGUUGUUAAUCCAGCUCUCCUUUCAGUCAAAAUGUCACUUCCAGCCUCAUUCCUGUACAGAAGUUUUAUAUAUCUGCCUUUAGUGAACAAUGGGCUGAGGAGAUACUGGAAUCAGACAACACAAGUCUGACUGAUUUCUACUAACAAGAAGGACAAACUAAGAAAUUAUAUUUCCUGUCUGCUGCAACUAAGAAGCAUAUCACUUACUUGGAGAAGACCUCCACCCAGUAGCUAAAUCCUCUCCGAAUAAACCUAUAUAUCUUACUCACAAAGGAUAUUUUGUUAAACCAGCUAUGCAAUAGCUACCUUCUUAAUGCUGUAUUUACAAACUUGCAGCUUAUACUUAGAUAAAUUAUGGGAUUUAUAACAUAAAAAUACUUUUGGGGGAUCUGUACAUUAAGUAAUAAUUCAAAUGAGAUGCUUAUUAAAUGCAUACAGUUGUGACAUAAA
Messenger RNA from Apus apus (common swift), 3279 nucleotides. It is a transcript of the gene APCDD1L, whose product is annotated as APC down-regulated 1 like. The record is from RefSeq and is a predicted model, not a curated record. The coding region runs from base 374 to 1873 and encodes 499 amino acids. Gene Ontology annotation, biological process: negative regulation of Wnt signaling pathway. Gene Ontology annotation, cellular component: plasma membrane. Lineage: Eukaryota; Metazoa; Chordata; Aves; Apodiformes; Apodidae. Gene Ontology annotation, molecular function: Wnt-protein binding. The transcript has 4 exons.